Messenger RNA from Magnolia sinica, 2170 nucleotides. Its product is annotated as granule-bound starch synthase 1, chloroplastic/amyloplastic-like. The record is from RefSeq and is a predicted model, not a curated record. The transcript is spliced from 4 exons. Lineage: Eukaryota; Viridiplantae; Streptophyta; Magnoliopsida; Magnoliales; Magnoliaceae. Bases 848 to 1291 code for a protein of 147 amino acids.
UGGAGUGUCUAAGCCAUCUCUUGUAAUUGACAACAGAUAUCCACUGUCUUAAUGGAUAGUUGGCUUUUCUCUUAGUUUUAAGAAGAAAAGUCUAGUAGUCCAUAAAAAAUAAACAAGUAAAUUGAGCUUCCAGUGUUUUCAAUUGAUUUGGUUAAUAAAUUGUUAUCGUCCAAGUACCUUAAAACAAUGCACUAAUGACGCCAUACAGAUCCAUGAAUCAGCUCAAUCUUGACCCCCUAAAUAACCUCUAGACUUGUGUUUGACAUGCCAACAACAUUUAACCAAGACCCGGUCCUUUCCUUUUGUCUCUUCUUUAUAUUUUAUACUGAUAAUAUUUUCCAUUCCCCACAAAAAGAACAAGAAAAAGGGAAGGAAAGAAAAACAGAUUUCAAUAAUUUCCUUCCUGCUUCCUCAUUUGUGUUGGACAUAGGCCAAUGGGGCCCAUUGGUGAGCAAUCACUAGUGGGUGGGUCCCAUGUUGAACCUGUGUUGGUAGUGAAUAGCUAAUGUUAUAGAAGAUGAUGGAGCUAGUCAUAAGUCCCUCCCAUCUUUUGAGCCCAUGUGGGUAGAGAUGCUAAUAGCAUUGCCGAUGUUCUGGCAAAGGAUGGUAUUGAGUCCCUCCCUGCCCCUCACUAAUUUUGGGUAUUAACUUCCAUCCCUCCCUCUCUCUCAAAAAAAAGAGGCAAAAACAGAGUUGGACAUACAACUAUUUCAUCAUAUUUCUUCUCAUUAAUCCAAGUUUAUCUAUACAAGUAUUUCACGUAAGGGUAUUUUGGAUAGUGUACUAAGUGAAAUACAUACAAGGUUGACAACUUAAAAGUUGGGAAGGCGCCACAACAUCUAUAUCAAUGUUUGCACCCAACAUGACUUGCAUUAUUAGCAAUUCCAUCUCAUUUUUGUUUUCUUCUGCCAUAUUAAGUUUACUUUUGUCGGGAUUUGAGCUUCAACAAUUUAAGUGGACAAAUAUUUCUAGAGUCUUUCUUCAAUAUAAGUUCACUUGUUUACUUGCAGCAUUGGAGGCCCCUAGAGUUCUGAAUCUUAACAGCAGGGAAUAUUAUUCUGGGCCAUAUGGGGAAGAUGUUGUGUUUGUUGCCAAUGACUGGCACACUGCUCUAAUCUCUUGCUACUUGAAGAGUGUAUACAAACCCAACGGGAUUUACAAGAGCGCCAAGGUAGCAUUCUACAUACACAACAUUUCCUACCAAGGGAGAUAUGCCAUUUCAGACUUCUCGCUGCUCAAUCUCCCGAAUGAAUUCAAAAGCUCUUUCGAUUUCAUUGAUGGGUAUGUAUGAAUUUUGUUGAAUUUUUGUCAUGGGAAUCGAUCGUUUGUUGUUAGAAGUGAGCCGUGUUGAUUCUGUUGUGAGUAUUGUUCACUACUUUCAUAAAGAUCUUUUCCGUUCCCUGAACUUUGUUUUUGGAUGAUCCAAUAGCCCCAAUCUUUAUUGGGUUUUCCAAUUGAAUGUAGACAAGUGCUCACUUUUUACACAAAAUUUUGUUAAUCUUCCAUCUAUAUGUCAUGAAUGGGUUUCUAGUUGCCUAGACUUGUGGACUAUGGCCCAUGAUAUCAACAGUCUUGAUAACCAUAGACAUGAAUCACAUGUACAAUGGGGAUGUCGUAGUUAGCACUUCAUGAAACUCCAUGAAGCGUGCACAUUGCAGUAACAUCCCUCCAAAUCAUAAACAUCCAUCGGAGCAAAGCCGGGAUGACGGAAUCCGGGAUGCAGACCUAGUUGUCUUGAAGGGAAUGGUGUAUGAUUGUGUUUUUCUUCUUUCAUAUUGGACAAGCAAAGCAUCCCGAGGUUGCUCAGUUCUUGGGAGGGAGGUUGUGUGACUGUGUUUUCAAGUAUUUGGCUAUGUUUUCAUCUAAAGAAGAUUUCAACAAAUAUUUGAAUCAUCUCCCUCAGUAACAUUUAUACACAUCAUAUCUUUUAUUCAGCUGGCUCCUUUUCUAUUGGGAGCCUUAUCAAAAAUUGAGAUCACGUUCAUCCCCACUGACCACAAAUUUCUGGUAGAAGACCAAACUAAUUUUGAUGGGUUUUUGGAAACCUACAUUGCUUUGUACCUAUCAGCAAGAUUGUUAAUACUCUUCACAUAUUUGCUUGUUGAUGUCAAGUAGCUCUUUUCUCUAGGUAACUCGGCCUAAUUCAAGCUAUUCAGGUGGUUUGGCAUCA